UCCCCCAGAUGGCAGGACAACCAAUACAUGUUAAACAUGUUAAAGUAUAAAUUAAAUACAAAAUAAAUAUAUAUGUCCAAACAGUUAUUUUGCUGUACAAAAAGAAUCAGACUCUGAAAUAGUAUACAAUUAGCCUGUGAAGGAAAUCAAAAAUGCAGGCGAAUAAAAAUAGAGGGAUUGGGAAUUCUGCGUAGUGGUUCAGUUCAUUACUGCUCCGUUGGAACUGUUUUGGUUCAUAUCAUUGCCAAAGAUAGCCAGAUCCAUCAGAAUUGAUCAUCAUAUAGUAUUGUUGUUGAACUAUAUAAUGAUCUCUUGCUCCUGCUCAUUUCACUCAGCAUCAGUUCCUAUAAGUAUCUCCAGGCCUUUCUGAAAUCAUCCUGUUGGUCAUUUCUUACCGAACAAUAAUAUUCCAUAUUAUUCCUAUACCACAAUUUAUUCAGCCAUUGUCCAAUUGAUGGGCAUCCACUCAGUUUCCGGCCACUACAAAGAGGGCUGCCACAAAUAUUGUUGCACAUACAGGUCCCUUUCCCUUCUUUAAGAUCUCUUUGGGACAUAAGCUCAGUAGUAGCACUGCUGGAUCAAAGGGGAUGCAGAGUUUGAUAACUUUUUGAGCAUAGUUCCAAAUCGCUCUCCAGAAUGGCUGGAUGUAUUCACAAUUCCACCAACAAUGUAUUAGUAUCCCUGUAAAACCCCAUUCUUGUAGAAACAUCAUAGUGGAGGCUACUUUGCUCUAAGAGUUGAACAAAAGAUGAACCAGGCUUAAAUCUCAGCUGUCAUUUUCUACUCGUGUGACUGUGAGCAUCAGCUCAUUUAUUCAUCGGCUCAUUUAUUUACAAAUUCAUCAAACAAGCCUUUAUUAAAUGUCACUAUAAAUUAGGCACUGGUGCAUAAAAGUGAGGCAGCUCCUUCCUUCUGGGAAAUUCCAGUCUAUUGAUGCCUCAGUUUCCUUAUUUGUAAAAUGAUAAGGGAGAGGAAAUAGGGCUAAUCUCUGAGAUCACUACCAGCACCCUGUCUGGGUCUGCGGUCUCAAUUUAAUCUGCUGUGAGGUGGAGGGUGAGGCAGGUCAAAUCCUGAUCUCUAAACCCAAAGAAAGCCGGGAAUCUUGCUCUCGAGGACGUCGGUUACCCCCACUUUCUGGGAGUGUCCAGGAAUGUCCCGCCACCCGAUUCCCCCUCCAGCAGCGGAUCCUCCAGAAGCAACUGUAUUUACACGGUAUGGGCGAGUACCGGAACAGCUUAGCCUGGAGGCUGAGCGACACUCCCGCUAGGGAUCAUAGAGAGGAGAGGAGGAUAGAGAGGAUGGGAGGGGGGUGGGUGGAGAACAGAGAGGGUGGGGCACAGAGAUCCUGGCUUCAAAGUAAACGGGAGAAAUGGCUGCUGUCCUACCUUAGGACAAGGAGAGCCUUUAAAGAUUAAUAUAGCUAGGGGAUGGGGGAGAGGAGGGAGGAGGAAGGAGACUUCGGGGACGAUUAGGAGGGGCUUGAGGGACCCUGGAGGACUCAACCUCAGCAUGAACAUCAUCCCCGCCCUCAAAAAACUCACGGUUGAAUGGAGGGGGAAAGCAGAGAAACUUGGAGGGGAGACGGACAAGUUGGGUCCUCCUUCUGCGGAUGUAGCUGCCGCUAGCCCUUGCCAUCCUCCUGGGCGAUGGCCAUGGAACCUCCUCCCCCCCAGGCGUCUCCCUCCCCAGAACCGGGCCCCUCGUCCACCCCCGAGGCUCCCGGACAGCCGCCCAGGCUGGGCCGAUACCUCCUCAUUGACACGCAGGGUGUUCCCUACACGGUGCUGGUGGAAGAGGAGGCCGAGACCCCCACGGGGGAGGUGGCGGUGGGCUCCAGCUCCCGAAAGUGCUACAGCUGCCCCGUGUGUUCCCGAGUCUUCGAGUACUUGUCCUACCUUCAGAGACACAGCGUCUCCCACUCGGAGCUCAAGCCCUUCAUCUGCGCGGUCUGCGGGAAAGCCUUCAAGCGCGCCAGCCACCUGGCCCGCCACCGGUCCACACACAGGGUCGGGGGCGGCCGGCCCCACGCCUGUCCCCUGUGUCCCCGAAGAUUCCGGGACGCGGGGGAGCUGGCCCAGCACAGCCGAGUCCACUCGGGCGAGCGACCCUUCCAGUGCCCUCACUGCCCUCGGCGCUUCAGUGAGAGAAAUACCCUGCAGAGACACACUCGGAGGAAGCAUCCGUGACAGGGGUCUGCAAAGCCUGGCUGUGUCCCCGCGGGGGCCCCUACCAGGGGAAAGGACCAGAGAGCUGGGGCCCGGAUAAUCCCCCUCAAGUUCAGGGCCGAGGGGCGGGACCUCUGCACGGAGACCAACCGAGAGCUCCGAGGCUGGAAUCCUGGCUCCGGGCCACUUUCCUCCCUUCUGCCAUGAGGGCCUUGGACUAAGGUGACCUCUAAAGUCCCUUCCAGCUCCAGCUUGCUGGACACGGGCGCAGCUCCCGGCCUCGGAGGCGCCUCUUCGAGGGGGUGGCCGGCCCUUCCUUUCUCAGAGGAAGUACUUGGCGUGUGGGAAGAAUCUGAGCAGCCGCCCCACUUGGCUGUAGGUCUUCUGGUGGCCAUUUGUGGAGGGGCUGAAGAGCUAGGGGAGCCUCCAUCCCAUCCCCACUCCCACCUGGGAGAGCUCUGGGCUGCCAGGUCCCAAAGCAGCUGGGGAUCCCCUAGAACUGCCCUGGGGGCAGAUGGGGAUGUCUCCUCUCUUUUUGUAGGCCGGGCCUUGUGGUGGGAAAGGCCCCAUCCGGACCCGAAGGGCUGUAAACCAAUGAGCAGAAUAAAUGCAAAGAGUUUUCAGUGAGGAGACUCGA
Molecule: messenger RNA, 2802 nt
Organism: Antechinus flavipes (yellow-footed antechinus)
Lineage: Eukaryota; Metazoa; Chordata; Mammalia; Dasyuromorphia; Dasyuridae
Gene: ZNF581
Product: zinc finger protein 581
Exons: 2
Coding region: 1647-2186 (179 amino acids)
Cellular component (GO): nucleus
Source: RefSeq, a predicted model, not a curated record